UGGCUGUUGCUAAGAAUUUCUUGUGUUUACAUUUUGCCGGCAAACUGAAUAUUAGAACUUGCGUGCUUUAAUUAAUCAUGGAUUUGUUUGAGGAGUUGGACACCUUGGAGCCCUCCUCCAAGCUUGAUCCUCCCCGCAUCGAAACGCCAACGGCACACAAGAUAACCGUGCUGAUAUUGCUUAAGCAAUAUGUGAUUCAUAAGAAGUCUUGUUUGGACACUGGCAUAUCCAUGCGCACCCAGCGACGCCGAAUGUUUUAUAUGCUGGUUUUCAAACUUGUCCAGGAGGCGGAUAAAAGUUACAAUGAGUUACAUAGUUUGCUGACCACAGGAAGAUACAAACUGGAUACUCUAAUGCUGGAAUCUUUUGAAAAAGCAAUGUCUGAGUUCUGUGCUGGCAGCAUCGAAUCCUUGUUUGACUUCGCUGAGAUCCAGAAUAUAGAUGAGAUUCUGAACGAAAACUACGGCAUUAGCCAGUUCAGCAUGGUUGGCAUUUAUGUCCGUAGAGUGGGUGUAGUCCUAGAGCGCCUUAGUUUCCCAGAGAUGAUGGAUAUGUACAAGAACAUCUGCACCUAUUACGAAAGGGGAGUUCGAGCUGCUGCUUCCGGUUCCAGAAUAUCCGUAGCUGGGGGAAUCCUGCACAGAGAAGAUACUCCACCUCCAAAUCCUACAUCAGAAAAGCCCGUAGAUCCUCAAACAAAGAAAAAAGUCGAGGUCAUUGCUCGAAUUGCUCAAGAACGCAAUCCUCUGAGCAUAUGGGCGCCGAAACAGGCAAAGUUCUUUAUCAACAAGCAGUCGGAACUCUUGGAAAGCAACGAACGGAAGGCUUUGCCUCCCUUGGAACUCCAAAAAAAGGUUCAGGAGAUCAUUCACGACCUGCCACUUAUAACUACUCCCUACUUUCUGGGCUACAUGAAUCAGUUAAGAGUCAGGGAUUACUAUAAUGCACUCUCUGCGCUUCACAGAGCUUUGGACAGAAGUCCUGUGAGGCUUAUGAGCCAGGAGAAGGGCUACCAGUACUUUUGCGUUAAUCUAGCAGUGCUACAUGCCACCUUUGGUCAUCGUGAUGAAGCUCUCGCAGCGCUAAGGGAAAGUAUAAUGCUUGCCCAGGAGCACGGUGACAAAAGGAGUCUUAACCUGGCCAAUACUUGGUACUGCCUGCUCAGAGAUGAGCUCCCCUUAUCCGCUGUUCAAAAGAGCGUACAAGAAGCAAACGAAGUUGAUGGUUCUCUGCUGCAGAACUACACUUUAGCUCUCCAUUUCGCUGUAAAACUUGGAACAGUGGCUGGAUAUCAACCUUUAAGGCUUUUCGAUCUCCUCCAGCACAGCGAUAAUCUCACUAAUCGUAACAACUUUGCGGAUCACGCUUCAGAGGCUCUGGCUUUACGAAGUGCUGUGUGGUCUGCUUACGGAAGGCAUGAACUAGCUGCUUUGUACUCCCAAGUUUUGUUGACAGCCAGAGAUCGAUUUGGCAAUGGAUCUGCAGGACUAGGAAGCGCUUUGGCCAGUUACGCCCUGUGGCUUCAGUUGCAGGGAGAGCCCCAGUUGUCGAAAGUACUCCUUCAUCGUGCGAAGGAGCGUUUUUCGCGGUUGCCCAGCGCCGAGGGCUGGAUGAUCAGCCAGUGCCAUGUAACUAUUCAGGCGGGAAUUUACCAAUGCCGUUGGCAUGAUGCAUUAAAAGCCUGUGAUCAGCUUUAUUUACUAGAUCCCUCAGAUGCCAUAAUGCAACGAGCAUCUAUAUACGUGGCCAAGCGAGAGUUCUUUAACGCUAGGCGCCUCUUGGACAAGCUGGCCUCUCAGGAUAAUUUACCUUUUCUCCAAAAGAUGAGGGUUCAAGUCUUACUUGGAUAUUGUGGCAUGGCAGAUGGUCGUUUUUCGAGCGAAACUACUAUGCUUCUGCUUCGCGUGGCUGAGGAUAUGGCCGACUCACAGAUGGAUUAUGAGCUGGCUUUGGUGGAUCUACUGCUAGCACAGCAACUACUGCUCCUUGGAAUGCCACAGAAGGCCUAUCAGGCAAUCAAACGUUGCAUGCACGACAUUCACAUCAAUGGUGGCCUCUAUGAACGAGCCAAAACAGAUUUCGUGUUUGUUCGCUGUCUGCUGGCCAUUAAUCAAAAUAAUGUGGAGGAGCGAAAGGCGCAGCUUCUUAAAUCUCUGGACAUUUUGGAGCGUGCGGCUCAGUCCUUCAAGAAACUCUCUGCUCAUUCCAAAGUUUUGGAUGUUUAUGUUUUCCUGGCACAGCGAUUCAACGAAUUCGGGGAAAGGAAUUUGAGGAACAAGUACGCUGGAGAAUUCCGACGAUACUUUACGGAUCAUCCGAUUCCUAGGGAAUAUUUGGGCAGCCCUUAGUUUCAAUUCGAUGAUAAACUCUAAAUAAACGUAUUCGUAAAACUACAUCUACUAGAUACACAAGGAAUAAAUCUACUGGAUUUUUAACUAUUAAUAAACGUAGUUUUAUUAAUUGGUUUAAACCGUA
Molecule: messenger RNA, 2475 nt
Organism: Drosophila eugracilis
Lineage: Eukaryota; Metazoa; Arthropoda; Insecta; Diptera; Drosophilidae
Gene: ida
Product: anaphase-promoting complex subunit 5
Exons: 2
Coding region: 78-2348 (756 amino acids)
Biological process (GO): protein K11-linked ubiquitination; anaphase-promoting complex-dependent catabolic process; positive regulation of mitotic metaphase/anaphase transition
Cellular component (GO): anaphase-promoting complex
Molecular function (GO): protein binding
Source: RefSeq, a predicted model, not a curated record